Molecule: messenger RNA, 1767 nt
Organism: Solea senegalensis (Senegalese sole)
Lineage: Eukaryota; Metazoa; Chordata; Actinopteri; Pleuronectiformes; Soleidae
Exons: 8
Coding region: 1-1725 (574 amino acids)
Source: RefSeq, a predicted model, not a curated record
AUGUUGACGUCAGUGUUGCUGCUGGCCCUGACUCUGUCAGGAAUCCGAGCUCUCCCGAUCGCAGCUCGUCCAGGUUCCCAGACGACGUCCUCCCUCCAGCUGGACUCGGACUCUGAUUCUGGACUCGUCCCUGGUGACGAUGGCACUCCCAGCAGGUUUCCUGGUCAGGUGCAGCGUGACAUCAGUGACAUGAGCAGGAGAGUGGCUUUCAUCCGAGCGUCUCUGGGGAAUGGAUUUGGUGAAAUGGAGAGAAGACACUGGCUGAACCAAGACCUUCCUGAUGAUGUUCCAGCUCAGAAGAUCCAAACUGGUGGAUGGGUACGAGUAGAGCUAACUUCUGAUCCUCAUCUACCACAGGGUUUCAGACAGGGAACCGAACCUGUUCAUCAGAUCCCAGAGGGUUUCAGACAGGGAACCGAACCUGUUCAUCAGAUCCCAGAGGGUUUCAGACAGGGAACCGAACCGGUUUACAAGAUCUCAGAUGGUUUUAGACAGGGAACUGAACCCAUGAUGUCCAUCCCAGAGGGUUUCAGACAGGGAACCGAACCCAUUCAUAAGAUCCCAGAGGGUUUCCGACAGGGAACUGAACCCAUGAUGUCCAUCCCAGAAGGUUUUAGACAGGGAAGCGAACUGGUUUACAAGAUCCCAGAUGGAUUUAGACAGGGAACUGAACCUGUUCAUCAGAUCCCAGAGGGUUUUAGACAGGGAACUGAACCCGUUCAUCAGAUCUCAGAGGGUUUUAGACAGGGAACUGAACCCGUUCAUCAGAUCCCAGAUGGAUUUAGACAGGGAACUGAACCCAUGUCCAUCCCAGAUGUGGAUGAGGGAACCGAACCCGUUCAUAAGAUCCCAGAGGGUUUUAGACAGGGAGCCAAAGUCAAGAGGUCAAUCGCAGAUGGCUUUAGACAGGGGAGUGAACCUGUUUAUAAGAUCCCUGAUGGAUUCAGACAGGGAACUGAACCCAUGUUGUCAAUCCCACAUGGUUUUAGACAGGGAACCGAGCCUGUUCAUAAGAUCCCAGAUGGUUUUCGACAGGGAACAGAAUCUAUGUCUGUCCCAGAUGUGGAUGAGGUGGAAGAACCCAGUGCUUUUCAUCUCCCAGAAGGUUUCAGACAGGGAACUGAACCCAUGAAGUCAAUUCCAGAAGGUUUCAGACAGGGAACUGAACCCGUGAAGUCAAUUCCAGAAGGUUUCAGACAGGGAACUGAACCCAUCAUGUCCACCCCAGAUGGUUUUAGGCAGGGAACUGAGUCUGUUCACAAGAUCCCAGAAGGUUUCAGACAGGGAACCGAACCCUCUGCCUCAAUGAUCCAAACACACAUCACAUCCUGUCGGGGUGAAGUCAUCAAUAAAAACUGCUUUGAGUUCAACCCGACGCCGCUGACCUUCCAGGACGCACAGGUCGACUGCAGAGCUCGUUCUCUGAACGCCGAGCUCGCUUCUGUGACCGGCCGCGAUCUGCACGACCGCCUGGUUUCCCUGGUGACCAAGGGAGGCCAGAGGAGGCCGGUGCUGACCUGGCUGGGAGGAACGGUCAAGGACCAGAAGGCAUCAUGGGAAGAUGGAUCUGAGUGGAAUUACAGCGUCUGGAUGCCGGGACAUCCAAACAUCCACGCCGACAAACGUGUGUGCGUGGAGAUGUUCCGCAAAGAUGAGAGCGGGUGGACAACAGUGGACUGUGAGCAGAAGAGCGCCUCCAUCUGCUCGUACCCCGUCACUGCAUGAAGUUUCCACAGCUGAAUAAACGUCAUGAUAAAGUCGAUCUCA